Molecule: messenger RNA, 606 nt
Organism: Magallana angulata
Lineage: Eukaryota; Metazoa; Mollusca; Bivalvia; Ostreida; Ostreidae
Exons: 4
Coding region: 90-563 (157 amino acids)
Source: RefSeq, a predicted model, not a curated record
CGCGCGAAAGCUGAAGCAGGCGACAGAUGCACGGCUUUGCCCUGAUCAAUGCUUUGUCUGGGCUUUGACACUUCCAGUAUCAGGUGACCAUGAGGUUUCUUCUGCUGAUACUCACUGCUCUGCUGUGCUUUGCUAUCGAAAGUCGUGGCAGUCUGUCCCUUCACAGCGACAAUCUGGUACAGAUGUUUACAGACUAUCUAGCUAACAUGGAACAAAGACAGAUGGACAGGUUUAUACAUAGCCGCAAACGUGCUGUUGGUGACGACAAACCCGAAUACCUGAGAAUCUGUACCGGAAGGAAAGACUGCGGAAGCGUGGUCCAAAACUUCGGGUUUAUGUAUGAUCACGACAGCGGCAUGGAGCUGUGUAACAAGAGCUACGUCACAAAGGCGGACGGAAUCACGUGUUUUGACAAAUACCCGAGCUGCCGGUAUCUCAGAGACGAGUUCAGCAUCUGCGAAAAGCAGGAAGUGGCCGACCGCCUAGGAUGUGACCUUACCUGCGGAAAAUGCCAGCCAGCAACACCAUAUGAAAAGAAGGAGGAGUCUAUUAUUUUAUAUUGAAACCGAAAGUAACUUUGAGUGAUUAAAAGUAUCAGAAGGGAAA